Molecule: messenger RNA, 3150 nt
Organism: Pomacea canaliculata
Lineage: Eukaryota; Metazoa; Mollusca; Gastropoda; Architaenioglossa; Ampullariidae
Product: mitochondrial folate transporter/carrier-like
Exons: 7
Coding region: 276-1280 (334 amino acids)
Biological process (GO): nucleotide transport; folate import into mitochondrion
Cellular component (GO): mitochondrion
Molecular function (GO): FAD transmembrane transporter activity; folic acid transmembrane transporter activity
Source: RefSeq, a predicted model, not a curated record
CAUAGGUGUUUAGUUAAAUAGGAAUGAUGACAUUUCCGAAACAUUGCAUCGCUACCUCAUUGUGGUGAUCCUCGGUUCUGAGUUCGCUACGCUUUUGUGCUGCAAUUAUCGCAACGAAAUGUGGAAGUGGAGAUGUACGAUUGUCGACUGGACACGAAUGCUAAACGAAGUGCUCACUUUGAUUACAUUUUGUGAGAGAGUCUAUCAGUUCAGCUGCUCAUAAUUGUAGUAAAGUAGUUUCCUGUUGCUUUACCGAAUACAACAGUAACUCAACCAUGAAUUCGUCAGAUGCUAAAGGGACCAGCACAGAUUCACGUGGUAGUUACCUGCGCCACAUUCGUCUUGAACAUCUGUAUGCUGGAGUUAGUGGCGGCGUGAUUUCUACUCUUGUUUUGCACCCACUCGACCUAGUCAAGAUCAGAUUCCAAGUCCAUGAAGGUCAGAGUACAGUGUCACGACCACAGUACCGUGGUGUUAUACAUGCUAUGCAUAGCAUUGUCAAGAACAACGGCUUUUGGGGACUUUAUCAAGGUGUCACUCCAAACAUAUGGGGAGCUGGUAUUUCCUGGGGCUUCUAUUUCUUUUUAUACAAUUCUAUGAAAACCUGGAUGCAGGAUGGUGACUCAAAGAAAAACUUGGGUGCAGGCUGGCACAUGUUCAUUGCUAGUGUAGCAGGGUUCGGUACAUUGACUAUUACCAAUCCGAUUUGGGUAACAAAGACAAGGCUGUGCUUGCAGUAUGAAAAUGCAGGCAGCCAAGGAAAACCUCUACAGAAUGCUACACAAAUGUACCUUGGCAUGUCAGAUGCUUUAGUAAAAAUUUACAGAAUGGAAGGUCUUCGUGGUUUGUACAAGGGCUUUAUCCCCGGGGUGUUUGGGAUUUCUCAUGGUGCAUUCCAAUUUGUAGCAUAUGAAGAAUUGAAGACACUGUAUAAUCAGUACAGACAGCAGCCUAUUGAUUCCAGACUGAGUUCUGGAGAAUACAUUGUUUUUGCUGCCUUAUCCAAGAUAUUUGCAGCAACCUUGACAUAUCCAUAUCAGGUCGUUAGGUCAAGGCUUCAAGACCAGCAUCGGCACUAUAAUGGUGUGAUGGACGUUGUCAGGCAGGUUGUAAGGAAAGAGGGCAUGCGAGGGAUGUACAAAGGGUUCACUGCCUACAUGAUCCACGUGAUGCCAAACAUCUGUAUUGUCUUCCUGCUGUAUGAGUACAUGACCACCACAUUUGAGGAGCCCAGCACCACCCUCAAGACACAGAUUGAGGAUGUUGCAGACACCAUUUGACAGCAUAUAGAGUUUAAUUUACUACUGUGAAAAUUUCUUAUAAAUGAGAACAUCGGCCAGGACCAUGUGAUCUGAAUGCAACUAUUACAGGCAGCCAGACGACUGCAAGUCUCUCAGUUUAAAGCCAGCAUCUAUAGCUGUGAUCUGUGCAGUCACUGAUAUUAAUUUUUAACAUGGAAAAUGAUACUAUUUGUGGAACGAGAAUUAUUUUUUAAUUUAUUCUUAAUUUGCUUUCAAAGGCAUUGUAACUGGAAAGACUGAUUUUAUUUUAUAUUUUACUAAUUUGAACUAUUUUCAUUUCUACUUUUCGUGUCGAUGCACACUUAUUAAAUACUCCUUGAAUAAGUUUAUAUUUCAAAUAGCUGCCUAUUUCAUCAACUCAUCUUUCCUACUAUUGCUUGCAUACACACCCAGAAUUUGAAAGGUCAGAUGAUUGAUAUGCUUAGAGUGUCUUAUGGCCACACAAGAAAAAGAACUAGCAGUCAUUUGCCUGGAAUUUUUGUUGUUUUGUGGUACACAUUUGCUUCCAUUGAUCACAAAGGAUGGAUAUGUUUUUGUUGUUUGGCAAGUUUGUAUGUCAGAGUGUGCGUGUUGGAAGUGAAUUUAAAAUUUAGGGAAAUUGACAUGCCUACUUUCAUUACACAUAUCAAAAACCAAGUGGGAACAAGUGUUUCGUGACUGCUUGUUAAAGAUGCACAUUUUUAUUUUAAUUUUAUGUCAUGGUGUCAGAUGCUAGUAGUGGUGCUUUUCAAGGAGCUGUUUCCGACUUGGCUAAACUAUAAGAGAUGCUGGUAUGAACAUGUCUUCCAGUCUAUCAGGUCUGAGGACUUACCUUAAAAUGCCUGUUAAGUCCAAAGAAUGGUUAAGAACCAUAACUCACCAAAUACUUCAUAGUUCCAAAACUAAGGGCAUUGCAUAGCAAAAACAGAAGCAAAAGCAUUUAUAAGCUUGCUGAAGCCAGUAACUGUCUAUAUCCGCACAGGUUGGAACCUAAGAUAUGAUGAUAAUAAUGUGUGUUGAUAAUUGCCUUUCAUAUUUAAAAAUUAAGCAUCUGCAAUGGAUACCAUUGAUACAAAUAUUUGUCUCAACAACUUACCUGAUUUGUACAGUAAUAAUCGUGUCAAAUCAAUUUUUUAGAAGUAUUAAAGAGGCUGGUGCUGUUACAUGUGAUAAUACAAAAAUAUUUGUCUUCCCAAACAUGAUUCAUGUGUACAAAACUUCAGUAUUUAAUAUUUGUUGGUAAACAUUAGAUGUUUGCUUAGUUAAUUGUAUGGGCCAGUAAAUAAGGGCAUUGUGGCAAGCAUCAUCUUAAUUGCUUUUCACUAGUUCUUCUGGUUUGAAGUCUUUUUUUAAAAAGAAAUGCAUGGAAUAAACAAUAUCUCAGCAUUCUUCACCUUUGACAAUUAUGUAUGCAUGAUGAUGUGAUUUCUAGAAUAAAAGUCAAAUGCAGAUCAAAGUAAAUGCAAACUUGUAUACAUGAUUAAAACCAAACAGUUGGCAAAACAAUCAAGCAAGAAUUUAGGUGGUGACUCUGUAGAAAGUUUACUCAUAUCUAAGUUUAUGUUGCUGUAUCUCAUACUUUUUUUAUUAUUUGGAACAUUUCUGUAAACACCAUCACUGCUUAAGAAUGCCUUUACUGUUUGAUCAUGCUUUUUUGUUGUUGUUUUUUGUCCUUGGUCUGGUCUAAAAUUGACCUUUUAUGUCACAUUCCUUUAGAUCUAAGCUGCAUAUGGAGAGGAACAAUCUUCUAUAUUUUGUUGAUAUUUUUUCCAACCUAGCCUUUUUACAUUUAUUUUAAUGGAUGGCUUUAUUGCAGUACCUGGGUAUUGUACAUGCAGCAGUUGCACAAAUAAAUUUCAUUUUCAUAGUA